Molecule: messenger RNA, 1401 nt
Organism: Cicer arietinum (chickpea)
Lineage: Eukaryota; Viridiplantae; Streptophyta; Magnoliopsida; Fabales; Fabaceae
Product: protein LATERAL BRANCHING OXIDOREDUCTASE 1-like
Source: RefSeq, a predicted model, not a curated record
CCUCACCUUGCUCUUGGUGUUGGUCCACAUAAGGACUCUGGUCCCUUAACCAUUCUUGCCCAAGAUUAGGUUGGAGGACUUGAAGUGAAGUGUAAAACAAAUCAACAAAUGGUUCUGGUAAAGCUCGUCCGAGAUGCUUACAUUAUUAAUGUUUGUGAUAUCAUUCAGCAACAGAACAACAAUGGGAGAGGUGGACCCAGCUUUUGUCCAAGACCAACAACAUAGACCAAAACUAUCCAUUAUCGAAGCCAAAGGAAUUCCCGAAAUUGACCUCUCCCCUAUACUCCCCCAUGCAGCUCCAGAUCAAUAUGACAUUGAUACCUUAGUGAAGGAAAUUGGAACUGCAUGCAAAGAGUGGGGUUUCUUUCAAGUCACAAACCAUGGGGUGUCCCUUAGUCUUAGGCAGAAGCUUGAGGAAGCUUCUAGAAAGUUCUUUGCUCAGAGUUUGGAGGAUAAGAAGAAAGUUGGAAGAGAUGAGAUCAAUCCUACUGGUUAUUAUGAUACAGAGCAUACCAAGAACGUUAGAGACUGGAAAGAAGUGUUUGAUUUUCUUUCUAAAGAUCCCACCUUUAUUCCUCUGACUUCUGAUGAAUUUGAUAAUCGGGUUAUUCAAUGGUCUAAUCCAUCCCCUCAAUACCCUCCACAAUUCAGAAUUAUAAUUGAAGAGUAUAUUGAAGAGAUGGAAAAGCUGGCAUAUAAGUUGCUGGAACUCAUAGCUUUAAGCUUAGGUGUUGAAGCAAAGAGGUUUGAAGAAUUCUUCAAGGAUCAAACUAGCUUCAUUAGAUUCAAUCACUAUCCUCCAUGCCCUUAUCCUCACCUAGCUCUUGGCGUUGGACGGCACAAGGAUGCUGGUGCCUUAACCAUUCUUGCCCAAGAUGAUGUUGGGGGUCUUGAAGUGAAGCGUAAAACUGAUCAAGAGUGGGUUCUAGUGAAGCCAACCCCAGAUGCUUAUAUUAUCAACAUUUGUGAUAUUAUUCAGGUUUGGAGUAAUGAUGUCUAUGAGAGUGUGGAGCACAGAGUAACGGUGAACACGAAGAAAGACAGGUUUUCUAUUCCGUUCUUCUUAAACCCAGGACAUGACGCUGAAAUCAAGCCUUUGGAGGAGCUUAUAAACGAACAAAACCCAUCAAAAUAUAGGCCAUAUAAAUGGGGUAAAUUUUUUGUCCACAAAAUAGGAAGCAAUUUCAAGAAACAAGAUGUGGAGAAUCUUCAAAUUUAUCAUUAUAAGUUAUCUUAGAGAUGGAUAGAUAGUUUAAUAAAAUUAUCACUUAGUUCAGCUACAGUUACAUAAUAAAAUUAAGAUUGAUUUAAUUUAGACAAUAUCUAUGUAGUUUACCGGUAAGAGUUUGAUAACAACUCUUUUUAAGAUAGUACUGUUAUUAAUAAAUUUUUUUCUUUUCA